Messenger RNA from Spinacia oleracea (spinach), 1362 nucleotides. Its product is annotated as cytochrome c biogenesis CcmF C-terminal-like mitochondrial protein. Gene Ontology annotation, biological process: cytochrome complex assembly. The record is from RefSeq and is a predicted model, not a curated record. NCBI's taxonomy places the organism in Eukaryota, Viridiplantae, Streptophyta, Magnoliopsida, Caryophyllales, Amaranthaceae.
AUGGUCAAGUCUUUCAUCUUAGAGAGAAAAGAGAAACUCGAACGGAUAGAGCAGAUAGUAAAACUCCAGAACUUUUUCUUUUUCAUUACUUCCAUGGUCGUGCCUUGUGGCACGGCAGCACCCGUACUAUUGAAAUGGUUCGUCAGUAGAGAUGUUACCACAGGUGCCCCUUUUUCCAAUGGUACUUUAAUUCCUAUUCUUACCCCUUGAUUCCUUCUUUUGGUUUAUCUACAUUCUAGGAAAUUCAUACGCUCUAUGGACGGAGUCAAAAGUGGAGUCUUGGUCAGAGCAAGUUGCCCUAUUUUAUUACCAGACAUAAUUGGGAGAAGCUCAUCCGAAACUAGAGCUAGAAACGCCUUAUUUUGUUUCGUUCCCAUUCUUCAUUUUCUUCUUCUCGAAUUAAAGGGGGACUUACCCUAUUUAGAAUCUUUUUACGGUGUGCUCCGUUUACUAUUCUUUCAUACUUUCUUCUCUUUACCACGCGAUAGGUCAGCGAAGCGUGAGCGGGCGCGGAGAAGAAAAGGCCAAACACUUCGGCCUAACGGGAAUGAGCAACGACGAAAUGAAAAGAGAAAGUGCCCCGGGCGCCCCCAUUUAGAAAGAAGGGUCGAAGGGUUUGGGCCUGUAGCUUUCCCCGUCCCCCCUUCGUCGGGUGGUGCUUGCAUGGGGGGUGUGCUACCUGAAAUCGGGCUUGAAGCUCCCGCCUUACCAACGAGCCGACAGCUGAUGGCUGUUGGUCGCAACUACUACCAAAAAGUGAACAUGAAGAUGAAUAUUUCACAUGGGGGAGUGUGCAUCUUUAUGUUGGGUGUUCUUCUGUCGUCAACUAACACCAAGAAGAUACAGUUCACUCAACGAUUGCCUUUGGGUUCCGAACUCCAUAUGGGGAAGGAACGUUGUUGUUUGCGGGGUCUCGAUCAUUUACAUGGACCCACUUUUCAUUCCAUUUGUGGGAAUUUGAUGAUCCAUAAACCGUCCUUAACGAAUGAUCGGCUCAUCUUUGAGCAUGAGGAAUCACUUCGUGCCGACCUGUUGUCAAUAAACUUUUUGCUUGAGAAUGGAAAACUGGAGCGUUUUCUGCAUCGGUGGAUGAAGAAUCGCGAACAUCUAAAUUUCUGGUUAAGCAUGUUCCCAGAAAAAAGAUACUUUCGAGAAACAACGAGCAAGACUGAAGUAGCUAUCCAUACAAAUCCAUCGGAUCUAUAUGUUUCGAUUGGAACUGGAAGUUCAAGAACAGGCGGCCGGUAUACUACCAUAAUGAAACUGCCUUUUAUUUUUUUUAUUCAGAUAGGAUUUCUGUUGGCUUCGUUGGGAGGCUCGCGUAGUUUGUUACGUCAACUCCAAAAGGAUAAAUUGCGUUGA